This is a messenger RNA of Macadamia integrifolia, 1299 nucleotides long. RefSeq lists its product as uncharacterized. The transcript is spliced from 7 exons. The record is from RefSeq and is a predicted model, not a curated record. NCBI's taxonomy places the organism in Eukaryota, Viridiplantae, Streptophyta, Magnoliopsida, Proteales, Proteaceae. Bases 259 to 1026 code for a protein of 255 amino acids.
CCAUCGUUUAUCGGGUGAAACCUAAGCAAGUGUCGGCGGCCGAUUCACGGUACAACUCAAAUAUUAGAAGAAGAAAACAGAAAAAAAGUAAUUAAUAGGAAACAAAAAAUUUGAACAGAGAAAUAAAGGACGACGGAGGACGGGAGGAAGAAGGAUACGUCGAAGAUCUCAGACGUCUCUGCCGGCAAUUUGACGCAAUGGACUAGAGACCGACUAGAUCAGGCGUCUUAUUUUGCUUCCCGUUCCCAUUCAAAGGCCAUGAAUCCUUCUCUCCUUCCCGAAAUCGGUCCCGAUGGCCUCGCCAGAGAAGCCCCUGUUAUCGCCUACACCGAGAAGAUAAUCGAGGAAGAACAGCUUCAAUUACAAAAAUAUAUUCAAGAAAAUUAUUCAAAAAUCCGUGAUGUAGAAAGAGAGUUAGCAAAUCUUUCAUUGGAGGUGAAACUCACAGCAGGGCCUAAAAAGGCAGCACUUGAACACAUCCGGAAGAAAAUAGAAUUAUCAACUGAGAAAAUACGUGUUGCAAAACUGAAGGAAGAGCAAGCACGUAAGGCCUGGGAAGAAGCAUCAAAGGCUGUGAAGGAUGAGGAAGCAAUCAAACAGAAGCUAUGUGAUGAUCUAAGCCAGCUGGUUCAAGAAAGCAGUAACGCUCAAUUUUCUAGACUGGAGGAGCUGAAAAGACGGCUAGAAAAUAUAAACCCAAGCAGGGCUUCUGUUUCUGAUGCACAUGAUGGGAAAGCAGUGCAACCUGCACGGAACAGCACAGCAGCUUCAGAUGCUCCUUCCAAUCCUCAAACAACAAUUUCAGAUGGUAAAACAGUUGAAACUGUACGUCGUCAAGGAAAGGAUGGGAAUGGACCAGCUAUGGACGGUCACAACCAACAACCACCUGUUGAGGGAGAUGGAAGAGGAAAUAAAAGAAUUUUAAAUCCAGGAAGAGGGAGGGGGCUUGGGGCUGUCCCCAAGGGGAGAGGAUCUCCUGGACCUGGCUGGACUGGUGCUGGAUUUGAUGUCGAUGGCAGGAGUUGAGCGAAGGGCCACUUUGGAAUCUCCCUUGUAUGGGCUGAAGCAACAGGAUGGAAGUUCAUCUCUGUCAUCCUAGUUGGUACUGUAUUGAAGCUUCCAUUUUUCCCCCUUCAAUCGUUGGUCAGUGCUUUUCUCAUCGUUGUGAUUUCACCCUUCUAUUAACGAUAAUGUUUGUACGAGAUCUGUUCGUGUGCUCCUUUUCCAUUUCUGAACUGUACAUUGCCAUUAAUUUUCACCAAACAGGCAAAAAUUGCUCAAUUUAUUUUGCUUUUGUUC